This is a messenger RNA of Gongylonema pulchrum, 231 nucleotides long. Lineage: Eukaryota; Metazoa; Nematoda; Chromadorea; Rhabditida; Gongylonematidae. The record is from the annotation of a GenBank genome assembly.
AUGUCGUCGCAUACGAUGGAUCCGGACACGAAUGAGGAAAGUGUUUUCAAUUCUGGUAUUGAGCUGACAGAGGAUUCGUCAAAUGGUGGCAAACAGGAUGACAGUUUUCAGAAAAGUUCGAGAAGGGGUGAAAAACAGGCUAGUGCUAACGAUGCCGAUGAUUUUGUCGAUGACAUGCGCACUCCAAUUGCACUUACGACUAGGGAAGACGAGGGGAAUGGCAAUCUCUAG